Messenger RNA from Aplosporella prunicola CBS 121167, 669 nucleotides. RefSeq lists its product as uncharacterized. The record is from RefSeq and is a predicted model, not a curated record. Lineage: Eukaryota; Fungi; Ascomycota; Dothideomycetes; Botryosphaeriales; Aplosporellaceae. The transcript has 2 exons. Bases 1 to 669 code for a protein of 222 amino acids.
AUGUACCUCACCGAGGAACUUUUCCACUCCACCGACCACGACCACCCCUCCGCCAUGGCCUGGAAGGCAACAUCACCCGAUCCGCACUCGUCGACUGAAAGCCUGGGCAAGAGGAAAAGGGGGGCUGACAACGGCGGCGAAUACACCGUCUGCGCCAUUCCCUCGAAGAACAUCAAAGCGGCGGCUGGGCCCGUACAUUACGACUACGAAACGGCGCUCUCGUCGCACCACCUACCCCAGCCACUGCACUUGUCGAACGCGGGCGAGAUGUACCCGCCAGCGAGCUACAUGCAACAAGCCACGGCAGCAGGGAUGCGGGGCCGCAAACGCGCAGGCAUGACGCCGCGGCUGCACCGGCCAGUGAGCGCAUUCAGCAGCAUCGACAGCACGAUCCACGUCCCGCCACCACCAGCGCCAAAAGGCUCGUCGUUGGCGCCCUGCCACUGUUGCCACAAGGCACCCCGCAUGAAGAAGGAUCUCGAGGGCUACAUGGCGUGCGAGAGCUGUCGGGAGCAGACGUGCUUCAUCUGCAUGCGCCAGUGUCAGGGGGUUGCGCCCGGCUGUGGCGAGCGCAAGAUCUGUCGCUCGUGCUGUAUUGAGCGUGGCGAGGAGGGCGAGACGUGGUGUCUGAACUGCCUGGGGCAAAUGGACGAGGGCCACGGGGCUUGA